This is a messenger RNA of Ichthyophthirius multifiliis, 699 nucleotides long. RefSeq lists its product as hypothetical. Gene Ontology annotation, molecular function: ATP binding; lipid carrier activity; ABC-type transporter activity. Gene Ontology annotation, biological process: lipid transport; transmembrane transport. The record is from RefSeq and is a predicted model, not a curated record. Gene Ontology annotation, cellular component: intracellular membrane-bounded organelle; membrane. NCBI's taxonomy places the organism in Eukaryota, Ciliophora, Oligohymenophorea, Hymenostomatida. The transcript is spliced from 2 exons.
AUGAUAUAAUCGUUUGGAAAUACACACGCUGUAAAUGGAAUUUCAUUAAAUUUAUAUGAAAAUUAAAUUUUGUGUUUACUUGGGCAUAAUGGUGCUGGAAAAACUACUACCAUUUCCCUUCUUACUGGCUUAAUUUAAAAAACUGAAGGUAAAAUUUCUUAUUUCGAAAAUGAUCUUGAAGAAAAUUUAGAUUAAAUUCGAUAAAAUAUAGGGUUAUGCACUCAAAAAGAUGUUCUUUAUGAUGAUUUAACGAUUGAAGAACAUUUAGAAUUUAUUGCAAGAAUAAAAGGUAUUUAAUGUGGUAAAAAAAUAAAGGAAGAUGUUGAAAAAAUAAUAGUAUUGGUAACAUUAUAAGAUGAAAGAAAAAAAUUGGCUAAAAACCUUAGUGGAGGAAAUAAAAGGAAACUUAGUUUAGGAAUGGCUCUUAUUGGAGGUUCUCGUAUAAUUUUUUUGGAUGAACCAACGUCUGGAAUGGACACCAUGUCUAGAAUUAAUAUUUGGAAAAUUUUAGAAAAAAUUUAAAAUAGGACUAUUGUAUUAACCACUCAUCAUCUAGAAGAAGCUGAAAAACUUGCUCAUAGAAUUGCCAUUAUGAAUUUUGGAAAAUUACUGAUUUUAGGCUCAUCGGAAUACAUAAAAUAGAAAUUUGGUGUAGGUUAUAAUUGUUUAGUUUAAAUCAAUUCUUAAAAAAAAUACUGA